Molecule: messenger RNA, 470 nt
Organism: Cantharellus anzutake
Lineage: Eukaryota; Fungi; Basidiomycota; Agaricomycetes; Cantharellales; Hydnaceae
Exons: 2
Coding region: 222-407 (61 amino acids)
Biological process (GO): regulation of transcription by RNA polymerase II
Cellular component (GO): mediator complex
Molecular function (GO): transcription coregulator activity
Source: RefSeq, a predicted model, not a curated record
CUGCAAUCAAGUCUCCGAAGUCUCACGUACUCGCUACUCGAACUCUCUGUGUGUGCUCAGGACGUCCAACCCCCUCAACCUGAGGAUGACCCAAAUGGCCGAGUGGCAAUGAAAAUGUGAGACCCCAGAAAUUUCAAGGACGGCCACACGAUUCACGUCUGAGCUCAUUCACUUUGCAACGCAGAUCCGAUAUCAUUACACAAUUCAAGCAACUGGACGCAAUGAAAGAUGUUUUGUCGAGUCGAAUUCCUAUGCAAGUUUUGCGAGACGUUGACUUGAAUCGAAAUCCGCAUCUCGUUACCAAAGAACGGAUUGAGCGUGCAGCGGCAGAAAAUCAGUUCAUCAAGGGGAAAUUAGCAGCCAUCGAGGUGAGUGAUACGACAAAUGAUUUUGCUGUCUGGGACUAACUUGAAGCGACGCAAAGUCGUAUCGGGAUCUACUCGGCGCAGCGUUGAAAGAUACAUUUGAGG